This is a messenger RNA of Plasmodium vivax (malaria parasite P. vivax), 3752 nucleotides long. RefSeq lists its product as hypothetical. The transcript has a single exon. Lineage: Eukaryota; Apicomplexa; Aconoidasida; Haemosporida; Plasmodiidae. The coding region runs from base 532 to 3414 and encodes 960 amino acids. The record is from RefSeq and is a predicted model, not a curated record.
AGGCGGAAACAAACAAGCGCGCACACAUGUUUGACAAAAAAAAAAAAAAAAAACAUCGAAAAGGUUAUACCAAAAUGUAGGUUAAAAAUGCACAACUUGUAAAUUUAUUCUAUUGUACAUUUUUUCAACUGGCGAAACAGCGGGAAAAAAUGCGCCUAUAUUUGUUGACAAAUAUGUAAACGUGCUAGCGGAAUAGGAGCAACCAUUUUGUUAGCUAUUUUUUUGGAUCGCCUUCUUCAUUUCGACUUCGUUACAUUCGGUCUAUUCCAUUCUUACCAAAUUUUGUGGCGCAUUUGUGGCGAAUUUGUGGCGAAUUUGUGGCACAUUUGAGGCGCAUUCGACGAGCAUUCCGCGGGGCCACAUUUUCGCACCCUCUUUGCAGUCAGUUUGCCCUUCUUUUCUGACCCCCCUUGUAUAUACUUGCCCAACGGCGGACAACCCAACAUAGCGCUCCUUCCCAUUCGCAACGAACGAAUGGAGAAUAAAAAAAAAUGAUUAAUUUUGAGCCGAGUAACAGCACUGAAAAGAGAGAUGAAAAAAAAAAUACACAAAUUCAGCUACAUAAAUUUGGAUGAAGAAAAAAGAGAAGAAAUAAAUGAUAUGCUAAAAAAUUUAAAAAAUGAAGAGAGAGAUUUGUGCUUUCCUCUGUUAGACUUUUACUUUCUCAAUAAGCAAUUUAAGUACCAAAAUUUGAGGGAAAGUCUGGAGAUCAAUAGCAAUGUCAAUGAGUACAUCAAUUUGCGGCUUCUGCGGAAGGAAAUUGCCCCCAAGGAUGUAUUCUUCAAAACGGAGCAAAAGAAUAGAGAAAUGGUUGUGCACAACAAGUUGAAGAACCAAAGGGGGGAUGUCUGCCUGGAGAGGGAUGACCUGAGGGGGGACACCCAAAGCGGCAACCGUGUGAGUAACCACCACUCCACAGGGGGGGAUAUCAGAGAAAACGCCGCUACCAUAGAGAAGAUAGAUUUGCCACAUGACAUCCCCACCAUGUGGAAGAAAAACGACAUCAUAGGAACAUUUAACCCAGUGUACAAUGCGAGAGACCAAAUUAUAAAUGAUAACUGUAUUGACUCGAUUCCCACGAUUGACAUUUUUUACAACUCCUCAAAAUUGCUCACCAUACAAACGGUGUUUGAGCCAAUCAGCAAUUAUAUAUACCUGUUACGUCUGCUGCCCAAGUUCUGCCUACCGCUGUACGAUUCUGGAAUAUUGCAAUACGCAUGUGAAGACCCGAUUUUAAAUCCAAAAUUGAGAGGCUUGGAGCUAUCCUACAGAUUACUAGUGCACGACAUUUUAUUUUAUGCCUUUUUUUCAUACUUGUCAGAUUUGCCCUUUUGGGCCAAGCCACCGGUUGAGCUGCUCCGAAUUUAUAAUUACGAAAGUUUAUACUCCUUUAAUGAUUACGAAUCGGAGCACACGGAAAGGCUGGUCUUUCACAAUAUAAAAAAUAUUUUGUACAAUUUUGCAGACACGCUAAAUAAAAUCGAAUUGCUCUACCCGAAAAAUUACUAUAUCACCAUCUUUCCCAAUAUUUAUUUUAAGAACAUCAUCGAGUUUUUAAAAAGUGAAAAUUUCAAGCUAAAAAAAAUUGUAGUUGUUUUGAAGGGGAAGAAUUUCAUCGACGAAAAAAUGAUACAUCACAUUAAGAGCAACCUUGAGAAUUUUAGGGGCAUGACAACGGAAAAUGUGAAAAAAGAAAUUCACCACAAGUACUUUCCCCCCAAUAAUGGCAGAACCAAAAAUGAGGCAGUCAGAUACGACACCAAAAGUGUUAUAGAUGCCAUAAAAAGGUGUCACAAUUAUGGUGAGGACUUUUUCUCUCUUGCCAGGGGGGGAAAGGCACCCUCCCCAAAAGAGGGAACAAAAGGGAAGCCAAACUGGAAGGAAAAGAAGGACAUGUCAGCAGGGGAUGACCAUUUGGGGGGUGAAAAAAAUUUUCAAAGUGGAAAACCAAACAGUGCGCUUCAACCCAUUCGGAGCAAUGGCCAAUUGUGUGGCGCCUCCCCGGAUGGCACUUCUCCCAGUGAAAAUAACACUCAUGUAGAUAGGGAAAGAGCAACGUGUAGUAAUAGUAAUCACACCACGCGGGAGGAGGAAAAGGCAGUAAAUGGCCCCGGGGAAGGCAUUCCGAGUGAGCCGCAGGAACCAAGGGACACCCCCAACAGUGGCGAAAGCAGCAUCCACAGCAGUGGAAGCAGUGGAAGUAGUGGGAGCGGUUGGAAGGACUUCCCCUUUGAGGACGCCAACACAAAGGGCGCAGCAGAUCAGCAACGUAGCCAUGAUGACGAACACGAUGUUGAUCACGCUGGGGAACAACGCAACCGGUUAAGCACCGUCGAACAAGAUAACACGGAAGACAACUCCUUUGGGGAAAAAAACCCAAUCGAUAUGUCCGACAAGUACAACAUAGACGCGUCCGUGUACAAUAUGUACUACCAGCAGGUGAAAAACGACCAGGAGGAACAUGCCCCCAUUUUGGAGAGAAAAGAUGCCCAAAAUAGGAGGGGCAGCAACUCGUCCGAAUCGUCAUGCAGUGAAGAUGACGAAACGGACGAUGAAAACAUCGAUGGGUUUUUUAAAACGAAAAAAUUAAAAAGCACAGUGUAUGAUAAGGACAAUUUUUCCUUCUCUAAAUUUAUGAACAAAAUUAUAAAUUACGAAAAGAUCAUUGACUACCUAAACAACGACCCGCAACGCCAGGAAAGCGAAGACUCGAAGAUCAAGUUUUACAUUAAACUGUUGCUGUUCGAGAAGGCUAAUUCGGCAUAUGAUGCGAAUGGGUGGGCGAGCGCGGACGGAUGGGAGAACGCGGAUGGAGGGGUGAAUGCAGAUGGAAGGGUGAAUGCGGAUGGAGGGGUGAAUGCAGACGGAAGGGCAAACGCCGAUGGAGGGGCAAAUAUCACUGAUGAAGAUCAGCUUAGAAGCACUACGCUUCUGUCAGACAAUGGACACAGCGAUGGAUCACCACCCAGGGGGGAGGCCCCCUCCAUUCGUGCCGAUGGCACAGUGCCACCUACGGAUGACGACGAUAAUCUCUCGGGGGCGGACCAACGGACGCAAAGCGAAGGGGUCACCUCGUCUAGCGCUACCAUCUCUGCCUCUCCCCCGAACGAUACUACCUUGGAAGGGAAUAAUAACCACGAUGCGGAGAGCAGUCAAGUCUCCCUUCUCGUGAACAACCAAAACGAGAACGAAACGCGCACAGAUGGAGAGGAAACAGUUUUAAACAUAACCGAAGAUGACCAUGUGGAAAUUUCAUCCGAUUAUAUUAGUAACCUGAUACGGAACUUACGCGAAACUUACGGGGCGACUAAUUUCUUAUCCUUCAGCAGCAACGAAGGGGACGUGCACGACGGCACCUUCAAUUUGGACGAUGUGCAGGAUUCGCAAACGAGGCUGACCUUUAACUUUAAUUAGAACGGGGGUAUGCCGGUUUGCAGAGGGGAGUAUGGCAGUGUGUGGACUGGCGCGCAAAUGUUUGUCUGCCAUGUUUAUACAUUAAUGAAGGUCCACUUUUUUUUUUCCCCUCUUCUUUUGCGGUUCGUUUGUUAACCAUCCGUCUCCGAUUAUUCCUUCCGCUUCUUUUAAUUUUUUUUUCCUCCCCCACGGUGUGUACUCUACAUGUACAAGUACAAAUUUUAGCCUAAACGUAGGUCAUUUUUUCUUUAAAAAAAAUAUUUGUUUUAUUGCGUUUAUGAACUUUUUUUUAAGAAUAUUUUUCCGUGUGCAUACGGUUAACAAAAGUUGACGUUAUG